AUACUGACCAUUAUAUUUCGGGAUAAGUCCAGAGUCACUCAGGUGUGAUAAUUUGAUGAACUAAAAAGGUACUUCAUUGCAAUAUAAUAAUAUAAUUCUGGAGAGAUAAUUAAAAAAAAGAUUUCAUAGGACUAUCAAUUAUGUUAUAUUAUAUUGUCGAAAAAAAGUUGUUUCUUUGAAUGCCAACAAAAGCUUGAUUAGUAGUACUGGAAGGGCCUACUUUUUCAUGAUGGCACGAUAGGGCUAAUUUGUAGAUUUAGAACUUUAUAAUUAUUCCUACAAAGUUAAAGAGGGUUUUCUCUAACUAUACCACUUUCCAUGUUUAUUUCGUAGAAUAGUAUUUAACGUAGAAUAAAACUGACAAAAUAAUAGAAAUAAUGUUAAUUCACUUCUCCGAUAAACUGUCACACUUUUAUUUCUUGAUAUUCGUUCGAGAAAAUCCGUUUUGUGUCUGUGUACACCAGAAGAUGUUGUUGGAUCGGCAGCUGCAGCGACUAUGAAUCUUCUCCCUGAGAAAUCCAGGGAAAGUACUAAAAAAGGCAUAAACAGCUUCAUAGAAAGAGUGUUACUAACUUACUUUGAAACUGAAUCCAAAAUGUGGAAGUUCUCAACACUUUGAUCGACUUAUUCAGUACUGAAAAGCGCCCUAAUGCCAAAAAAAUCUAAAACAUUUGCCCUGAAGAAAUGGAUAAGUUUCUGUUGCAAGCUCCAAUCUCAUCUCAUGCAUAAGGUGUGACAGCAAAAAAUUCAAGUCUUUUAGCUCUGGUUGAAGAUCAUAUCAAGAGGUGGCUGAAACUCUAAAUAUCAAAAAACAGGUUAAGUCUUGACUGGUGAUUAUUGAAUUUUAUGGAAUUUGAAAGCAUCCUUAAUGGAUUAGGAUGGAUUUUUAUUUGGACACUGUAUUAAACGUAAUACUUUCCACUUACUUCAUAAACAGUAAAUGCUUAAUAAUUUUCACUGAUGGAGAUAAUGUUUUUAAUCAUAACUUGUCGAUACCUGUAAUUAACGUUAAAAUUAACAACGACAACAUACAUUCCGAAGUGUUUUUGAAUUCUUUUGGAUGCCAAGGAAUAGUUAUGAAAUCUGACAGACCGUCUACAGUUUUUCAAACUUUCGAAAUGGAAAUUAGAAACAGUACGGAAAGAUUCAACCACAGACAGUUUUUAAUAGCAACAGGAACAAAUUCAACCGAAAAUCCAAUGGAGAUAUUUGAAUCCACCCAGAUACAAUAUGUUGCCGACUUAUUAAUUGUAGAGGAAACUACUCACAAUAAUUCUAAUGACCUUGGGGAAGUUUAUGAAUUGUGGACACAUAAAUAUACCGGACUACAAAAUAACUCAGAGAAAGUGUUAUUGGACGUUUGGUAUUCACUGAACGAAUCAUUUUCGUACGGUGCAAAUUUAUAUCCAAACAAAUUAAAAAAUCAAAUGAGCAGAGUACUUAAGAUGGCAACUUUUCAGUAUGAACCGUACACAAUUAUUGGUUCUGGAAAGGACCAUAUGGGCUCCGAGAUGUCAUCUAUGUUAACUUUCGCCAAGUUUCUGAAUAUGACACCGGAAUUAGUGAUAAAUUCUGAUGAUUUUUGGGGAGCCAUUUAUGAAAAUUGGACUGGAAAUGGACUAAUGGGUAAUAUAGUUAACGAUAAAGCAGAUAUAGGCUUAGGGUCACUGUACACGUGGGAAUCCGCUUAUCAUUACUUGGAUUUGUCAUUUCCAUUAAUUAGAACUGGUGUAACUUGCUUAGUACCUGCUCCAACAGUGGAUGCUGGUUGGUUAACACCAUUAUAUUCUUAUUCUUAUAUGUUGUGGGCCUUCGUUAUAACAACUUUCAUGCUUGCUGUUUUCGGACACGCCGUUAUUUAUUAUUUGGAAGAGGAGAAUCUAUUCCAGGCAAGAAUUAUUGAACCAUCAAGAUUGAAGUACAAUCAAUCGAUAUUUGUUAUUUAUAAAUUAUUCGUUAUACAAGCCCUGAAGAAGUCCGAAAUUCCUCCCGGAAGACACGGCGUCUUAUUUAUUGGAAUCAUGUAUAUGUUUAGCGUGUUUCUAUCAAACACGUAUAGUAGUGGUUUAGCUUCUGUUAUGACAAUUCCUCGCUAUUACAAUGUCAUAGAAACCGUGGAGGAAUUUGUCGAUAGUGGUAUUAGUUGGGCUGGAAACCAUGAUGUUUGGACGGAAUCUAUUAGUCAUGCAAAACAGGAGCCAUAUAAAACAAUUGUUGAUCGUUUUGUAACUGUACCUGAUAAAAGAAAAUUGGAAGAAUACGCAAUAACUGCGAAAACUGCGUUUGCAUUGGAACGAUUACCAAACGACAAUUAUGCCAUUGGAACGUACAUUACAAGGGAUGCUAUUGAACAUUUGAGAUUAAUGAAAGAAGAUUUUUAUUGGGAAGAAUCUGUAAUUAUGACCAGAAAAAGUUCAGUGCUAUUGCCCAAAUUGAAUGAAUUUAUAUUGAGAUUAGCCGAAACUGGUCUUAUAUCAUACUGGCAACAUGAAGCCGUAAUGAUGCAUAUGGAUACGUAUAUACAAAAUGUGAUUCAAUAUUAUAAGACAAAGAAGCAGCGACCUGUUGUUAAAUUAAAAUGGAACCACGUAGCUGGAGCUUUCAGUAUAUUAGUAUUUGGUUGCAUAACCAGUAUGAUAAUAAUUAUUAUUGAAUUUGCAAUAUAUUAUAUGAGAUCAAAGAGAGAUACAGCCCCUCAUCCAUGAUCGUAGAUGGCACAAUUGUCAAUCGAAUAAAACAAAUAUUUUUCAUUGAUAUCAACACAUCAUUUUAAACCGAAAUCCGUUCCGUCAACUAUUCGUUAUUCGCUUCUUAGCUAUAGAUAAAGUGAUCUCAAACUUACCUCAAUUUUUAUUCGAUCGUUUUUUGCUUAAAUUGCCACCCAAUUUGGAAUUAACUGGUCCUGAGUUGUCUGAGAAUGUCAGAGCAUUGACACUAACCUAUUUUUCGAAUUACUUGAGAAUCGGCUGAUUAUGUUAAAAUCUAAUCAGUCAAUAAUUCAUAAUUCAAAGCUAGGAUGGUUCCUGGCUGGCCCAUUGAAUACUUAACUCUCAUAAUCAAGCAAAGCUUUAUUUCCUCAAAUUUAUUACAAGAGUUGGUUAGAAGCUUUUGGUUAUUGGACGAUGUACAGUUUGAUUAAAUUAAGUUAGGUUUUAGGUUUAGGUUUUAUUAAAAUAUUUCGAAAGAUAGCUUAAGACGUUGUAUGGUUAAACUGCUUUUUAACUAAAAUUUUCAGUAUUGAGGAGAUUUCAACUGGAAAACGUUCAAAAAAGGACCCCGAGCUUCGUUAACAAUAUUAUGUGAUAUUUAAAGAAUGUGAGUUAAAUAAAAAGCCGUGAGCGGUAGAGCUCCAUCACGAAAGUCGAAUUUUUCAAUUCCAAUUGACAACAAAGAAAAAAUUGUCAUAAUGACAAGAAAUUUCGAAAAUGGGAAGUAAAAAAAAUCACCCUAGCAACGAUCAUACUCGUAUUAUUCAUUAAAUAGGAGGCGGUCCAAUUCAACAAUUACAACGAUCAAAAUGAUUUCGGACGUUUUGUGCUAGAAGAACUGAAGGAGAAAACUUUGAACUUGAUAAAGACAAUUCUUCAACAUCACCCCUACUUGCAUGCGAAGU
Molecule: messenger RNA, 3613 nt
Organism: Diorhabda sublineata
Lineage: Eukaryota; Metazoa; Arthropoda; Insecta; Coleoptera; Chrysomelidae
Product: glutamate receptor ionotropic, delta-2-like
Exons: 11
Coding region: 879-2705 (608 amino acids)
Cellular component (GO): membrane
Molecular function (GO): ligand-gated monoatomic ion channel activity
Source: RefSeq, a predicted model, not a curated record